CUGAUAUGCAACAAACGAUAUGGCAGCAUAAACAUUUAAGUUCAAAUUUUAUGCUUCUCAAAAUCUCAUAUGCCAAAAAAAAAUUUAGUUAAAAUGGAAAGUGCCGUGAAGAAGAGGUUUAUAACAAGGAAAAGAAAAUCAACUGCUGGCGAAAGAAAAAUCUCACAUCCGUGGAAUGAUAAGGAAAUCCAGCGUUUGAUUAAUGCUGUUAAAAAACGCGCGCUCUUAUGGAAUGCAGGCCUGUCGGAUAACAAAAUGUCUCGGCUAGAUGCUUGGCGAGAAGUAGUUGCAGAGCUCAAUAUUGAUGGAAUGACUAUUACGGAAGCCAAAACCAAAUGGCUAGCUUUGCGGGCUACUUUUAAAACAAACUUAGCAAAAUCUCGUCAAAGGAAAUCAGGCCAAGGAACUCGAGAAUCUCAGACAAAACUUUGGCGCCAUUUUAAGCAAAUGUUAUUUUUAGAAGACAUUGUUCAAACCGCAACUACACAACCUACAUCGACUUUCGAUUUGACAUCUACUGAUGCAAAUGAUAUUGUGAUAAAGUUGGACUCACCACAGACUACACCUCCUAAUCCAUUUCAAAGCAACAACCGACAAUGUGUGGAGCUACCGCCUGUGCAAAAUAGUCCAGUAAGAAAUAAUCUGGAGGAAAUUCAACCUAAAGCAGUAACUACUCUACCAAUAUCUGAUGCUAACUCUGCUUGUUGCGAUCACAUAUUAUCUGAAUUAUCUGCUCUUCCGAACAAUAAAGCACAACGUUUGCGACGAUUAUUAAUUAAUGUGAUGUAUGACUUCUUAGAAAGUCAUUCAUGAUCAUACAUAAAGUUUGUUCACUUAGCAAAGGCAUUGUCAGCAAUCGGCAAUCAGCUCAUAUGAGCAUGUAAAUCGCUAAUUUGUCAAUGGUUGAGCAAAGAUACAACACCAUCAUUAGUUUUGACCUUUGUCAACAUAUAUAAACUUGUACACUGCAUUUACGAAAACAUUCAAACGAUCCUGUCGACUAUUAAAAGUAGUUGUAAUAGGAAAAUAUCCUAGAAAAUAAGAAAUACUUAUUACAUGACUAAAAUUAAAAUUAUCAUAUCAUAUAUGACUUUAGUCAGGAUGACGUGCUCUGCUGUUUCUUUAAAUACUAAUUAAUUAAUACUUAAUUAUAUAAAU
Molecule: messenger RNA, 1158 nt
Organism: Teleopsis dalmanni
Lineage: Eukaryota; Metazoa; Arthropoda; Insecta; Diptera; Diopsidae
Exons: 2
Coding region: 70-813 (247 amino acids)
Biological process (GO): regulation of transcription by RNA polymerase II
Cellular component (GO): nucleus; transcription regulator complex
Source: RefSeq, a predicted model, not a curated record